Molecule: messenger RNA, 615 nt
Organism: Parastagonospora nodorum SN15
Lineage: Eukaryota; Fungi; Ascomycota; Dothideomycetes; Pleosporales; Phaeosphaeriaceae
Exons: 4
Coding region: 1-615 (204 amino acids)
Biological process (GO): microtubule-based process; protein folding; tubulin complex assembly
Cellular component (GO): cytoplasm; prefoldin complex
Molecular function (GO): tubulin binding
Source: RefSeq, a predicted model, not a curated record
AUGUCCACCCCUGAGACAGCAAUAUCUGACGUCCAAUACAGCGAAGAUGCGCCCACCAAUCCGCGCGGCAUCCCGCGUGCCAUCUUCAUCGACCGCGUUGAAGAUUACAUCACCGACCGUUCAGAAGUUGAGAGCACAAUCAACAGCUUCAAGGAGAUGAUAUCGAAAUACCAGUUUAUGCAACAGAACACGCAACGACGAGCGGCGGGACUCAAGGAUAAGAUCCCUGACAUUCAGAAGACGCUGGAGACGGUGCGCUUCUUGAAGUCCAGGAAAGACGAUGCCGAGCCACUCGAGACGACUUUUGAACUCAACGAUACGCUGUUCGCAAAGGCGGAAGUCCCGCUUACGGAUGAGGUCUACCUGUGGCUAGGCGCAAACGUUAUGCUUGCGUACCCGAUCCCAGAGGCGGAGGAACUCUUGUCAGGCAAACUCGCAACAGCAAAGCAGAGCUUGUCAACAUGCGAGGAAGACUUGGAUUUCUUGAGGGAGCAGAUCACCACACUGGAAGUCGCUUUCGCCCGCGUAUACAACUGGGACGUCGCACAACGCAGGAAAGAGCGCGAAGGCGGCGAGUCAAUAGACGACAAGAAGCGGGGAUCGCCAAACGGUUGA